AUCGUUAUAUUAUUAAAAUCAUCCAAAUAAUAGCAAUAUUAUACGAAAAAGCGUUUGACAGCACGUGCGAUAAAAUCGCAUGCGAUGGAGCACAGACACGGGCCUUACGGCUACUUCGUGCAGGGUGUCACGGUCGUCUGGUUGCGAUCGGCAGGGUUAACGCGACGCGUGCAGUACUCAACCCCGUGCCGGCCUAAACGCAACCGCGCUGUCAACGGCCAAAGCCAAGCAACGGAGCGGGGAGCGACGGCGAAUGACGCUAACAACGCCGUCCGGUAAAGGUAACGGGAGGGCCGCUGCGUUUCAAAAUAAGAACCGAAUUCAAACUGCCGUAUACAGCACCCGCGGUGUAUUUAUUCGCUAGGCGGAUUUAAUGAUGCUAGACGAUUCGGUGCGGUAUCGGUAAGCUGAGUGUGUGACAUUUAUUAUUGUGAGCGUGCGUGGUGAAGCAUUGAACCAUUGCCAUCUACGACUGCUGCGAGGCUUGCAGGCGCCUGAACCAAUAUGUUUAUCAACAAAGCGGACCGGACGAGCUGGCUGUGACGCGCUACCCCGCCCUACCUCCCCCUGCCCUAGCAAAUGAAUGAACAAGCAAUGGAAGAACAGUACCACGAGGUAGCGGCCCGUGCAGUGUUGGGCUACCUCUACGACCACGACAUGUACAUGCUGGCGGAGCAGUUCUGCAUGGACUCUCCGUACCUGCGGGCGGACCAGGGCUCCUUCGAGCUGGGCCGCAUCCCGGUGAACGUGCUGCAGAAGCCCCUGCAGCAAGUGAUGAAGGAAUUUAUCGCGAUGCAAUCGCAGCUCCUGCAGCUGGUUAAUCUGUGCAGCACCGUCGUUGCCUUUCCGCACACCGACUCCACGAUGGUGCUGGUGGACCAUCUGAUCAAUGUGCUGAAAUCGUCCGGCACGGGCCCGGUGCUCGAUGCGGUCAUUACCACCCUGCCGGCUUACAGUGCCGCCUGGGCCGACAGUCAGUCACCGCCACCGUCGCACCCGACGCCACCGCCGGCAGCAGCGGGCCCGCCAACCGCGCUAAACACGUCCGGCUCGAUGCAGGACAGCACCGUCUCCGCCUUCUCGGGGCAGAGCCAGCUCGAGCCGGACCUCAGCAUGAUGCCGAUCGAUCUGAGCAUGAUCGAAACGGUCGCACCGGACCCACUGCCGACGAGCGCUCACAAGCGCCCGCCCGUUUCCGCCGAUCAACCAGUGCCGGUUGAGCAGCACCCCGCACCGGCCUGCGGGCUAGCACAGCAAUCAAACUCGCCCGCCAACCGAUCGCAUCCCCACGUGCAUCCCCAUCAGCUCAGCAAACCACCGCCGGUGACGGUUACGCUGCAAUCGUCGCACGAAACCGUGCUGCUCGCGACCAACCCGCCCGAGGUGGCGCCGGUCGGAGCGAGUGACGAAAACGUGCCGCCCGUCGCCACCACCACCGCCGCCGCCGGUGUGACGCUGGCCGAUCCACCCCGCUCCAAUGCGACACCGCUGGACAACCCGAUCGUGCCCGGGACGGCCAGCUCGCGGUCCACCUCCAGCCGGAAGCGGACGCACAUCCGCAUACUGGACUUUGGCACGCCGCCGUACAAGCGCGGCAGCCCGUCGACCGGCGGGUACAGCAGCUCGGCCGGCCGCCGCCCGUCACCCCCGCCAAAGGCCGUCACGCCCACCGUGCGUCCCAGGCCCGUGCUGAAGCUGCCGGUGACCGAGGAGGAGCAAGCGACGUCGGCGCCGCCGCCGCCGCCGCCUGCUCAGCCACCGACGCCAGUUCAGCCACCAUCACCUCCACCGCCGCCGCCACCUGUUCAGCCAUCAUCACCGACACCACCACCACCACCACCAGCACCGUCCGCCCAAACCGAACAACCGCAGCCAAAGAAAGAGAUCGUCCAGCGGCGGCCGAAGCGGCCCGAGGAGCAGCAACGAAGCAAACGGGCCGUCGCGAGCAAACCGCAGACGGAAACGAUACCGCGGAGUACAAUACCUACGCCCCCGGUCAAAGGGCCCGCCGAAACGGAACCGGUCCCAACCACCUCCACCUGCCAGCCGACCACCAGCAGUGCGAUGGUUCCACCGAACCCCCCCAAAGAGGCACCGGCACCGUCCAGCAGUACAAAGUCGCCGAGACGCGGUACCACCACCACCAUCACCACCAGUCAGCCACCAAGCCAGCAUCACACCAAAGCAAAGGAGGUGCCUGUGAGUGUGCGGCCACCGUCCCGCUCGCCGCCCCGCUCGCUGCUGCCGCCCGGGUCGCCCGGCUGCCCGGUCGAUCCGCUGGCCGUCUACCCGAUGACGCCCCGGUUUCUGACCCGGCCGCUCCAGCCGCUCUGCAUGCUGUCGCCGUUGCUCGGCCCCCUCGACAUGAGCGGCGUCAGCCAGCUCAAGUCGGGCAGCCACUCGAAACCGACCGACAUCAACACGCCCGGCUACCCGAUCACGCCCGGGUGUGCGACCACGCCCUCGCCACCGCCGGACAGUGGCCCCGGUGUGUCGUACUACGAGGGCGGCAAACCCACGGCACCCCCGGCACCCGGCGCCGAGCGGGCCGAAGUGGGCGCGCCGGGCGACGACGGGGAAGCGUCCGACGGGGAGGAGGCGGGGCAGUGCUACGAGCCACAGCUGACGCUGGCGGCCGGCAGCGAGGAAAUCAGGAUCGUCUGCCAGCGGGAGGGCAGACGCCGGCUCGGCACGUUGCGCGAGCGGGACAGCGAGUACGAGGAGCGGCUGGCGUCGCGCAUCGAGAUCGACAACGGGCAGCGGGUGUUCCAGAUUGCCAUCUCGCCCAUCAUUAAUCUGUUCGAACAUGGCACCAAGUAGUGGUAGGAGGGGUACGGGGGGAGAGGGAUCGUAUUCCCACCUGUAAAGAUAUAUAUUUUUUUAAGUCGUAUUUAUGAGAGAGCUUCAAUGUGUGCUCCAAUAUAGGUAGCCUAUUUGCAGGCAUCUCUUCGGGCGAAGAAGAUAGUGCGAGGGAACCAUAGCUUAAGCCUCCGUGCUCUCCAACCUUUUAUCAGCAUCAUGGACUACUACUGCGGCUUUGCUUUUCGAUAUUUUUUUUUCCGCGACCCACAUAUAUUGAGGACAUAUACAGUGGAACCCCUCAUAACGAGUACUAUCACGCCUAACUAGCAAUAUCAUUCGUGUACAGGAUACGUAUUUUAGGAGCUGAACUGAAAUCAUAAUCAAGAUCGGGGUUUGCAUUUCAUGAAUUAUUUAAUUUUCACUAUCGUUCUUGCAAAUGAGUUUCCAUACUAACAAUCAUUUAGUACAGGGGUCUCCAACUAGUGACGGGUUUAGUUGAGGAAAAUUCGGAGUCGACCCCCAUCCGACUCCGACAAUUUUGGAACCGACUCCGGGACGGUAGGUCCGCUCAGCAUUAUCCGGAGUUGUUCGGAAUCGUCUGCCCCCGUCCUGAAUCACUCAUAGUCAUCCGGAGUCAUCCGUGGAGUCGUCUGGAGGCGGAGUCAUCCGGAAUCUUCCAGAGUAAUCCAGAGUCUUCAAGGGUCGACUCCGAACUCCGACAACUUCGAACGACUCCAUCUCCAGACGACUCCGGACGGCUACGGAUGAAUUCAGACUAUUCCGGACGACUCUGGAUGAUUCUGGACGACUCUGGACGACUCCGAACGACUCCGAAAGACUCUGGACGACUCCGGGCGGCUCUAGAUGACUUCGAACGAUUACAGGUGACUCCAGAUUAUUCCGCAAUACUACAGAUGCCUCCGAAUGACUGCGACUCCAAACGACUCCAACUUCGGACGAUUCCGGUUGACUCUGGACUACUCUGGGCGACUCAUCCGGAAUCUUUCAGAGUCAUCCGGAAUCUUCCGGAAUCCGACUACAGGCAACUGCAGAUGACUCCGAACGACUACGACUUCGGACCACUCCGAACGACUCCAACUCCGGACAGCUCCAGACGACUCCGUACGACUCUAGACGACUCUGGACGUCUGCUAAUGACUCCAGAUGAUUUCUAACGACCACAGAUGACUCCAGAUUAUUCCGAACCACUACAGAUACCUCCGAAUUCCUCCGACUCCGAACGACUCCGAACGACUCUGGACCACUCCGGACGACUCAUCCGGAAUCUUUCAGAGUCAUCCGGAACCUUCCGGAGUCCGACUCCAGGCAACUGCAGAUGACUCCGAACGACUACGACUUCGGACCACUCCGAACGACUCCAACUCCGGACGACUGGAUGUCUCCAGAUUACUCCAGACGACUCCGGAUGCCUGUGGACGACUCCGACUCCAGACGGAACUAGUGGUUCUCAUUUUGCCAGAGUCGGAAUCUUACUAACAAUUGUCGGAGUCGGAUCGGAGUCGUAGGUGCGCUCCAGAGAGCACAUCUUUUCUCCAAACUACAGCCCGCUGGAGUUUUUAAUGACAUUGGUAACAUUAAAACGAUUUGUCUAGUUUGUUGACUAUUUCAAUCGAUAUAUUAACUUCUAGAGAAGUCUUCUACCUUUGAAAGACGAAAAUCAAUCUGCAUUAACAGAACAGCUGUAGCAAUUUGAUAUAUUCAGUAAGCAUGUUCUUAUCAAGUUCACCCAUCAGCUAAAGGUAACUGUCAAAAUAGCCCUCUAAGAUUUGGAGAUUUUAAAUUUGCUAUUAGGAAGCUUUGUAUCUGGUUAAGUUCAAAUGUUAUGCGAGUAUUUAAAAAUCAUCUCCCACUGUGUUGGUCGGGCGAUUUGAUGCCUUCUGCGAUUACGGAUGCUGGUCUCGAAUGAUUUUCCCUAUACCAAACUUCUAAAACUAAGCAGCAUACUGCAAAUAAGCAUCACCCGGGCGAAGAUGUAGCUCUACAUAUCACGUUUAUGAAGGGAAUUUGUCAAGUUUGGAAGAUAUUAAAGAAAAUACUUUAACAACCGACCACUUUUUCAGGAAAAUUGAAGAAAAAUAAUAAUAUUGUUAAAGAAAUAUCGAACUUCCAAUAUCAUCCCAUAUAUCAGGCAUUAGGAAAACCUUUUCAGUUUCUCAUCUGCAUGUAUGAAUUAAAAAUACUAAAAAAGCACAUUUUCGAACCUAGAACCAAUUGUGUAUAGUAUGUAUAUUCAUAC
Molecule: messenger RNA, 5059 nt
Organism: Anopheles coluzzii
Lineage: Eukaryota; Metazoa; Arthropoda; Insecta; Diptera; Culicidae
Exons: 4
Coding region: 580-2820 (746 amino acids)
Source: RefSeq, a predicted model, not a curated record